UCUAUAUGUACUUCCAACCUUGGCACCUUUGGUUGUUGUUCGUUGCAUUGAACCAAGUUGUAGGUAUACUACAUACUCCGUAGUGUACUGUACCGUACCUUGGUGGAUGUACACUACGUACCUACAGUACCUACAUGUAUCUAGGUACCUCCCGCUACCCACACCCAAAAUCCCCAAAAAGCGACAGUUACGGUGGGCCCGCCCGAUCCUUCGCCCUUCACCUUCCCCAUCUUUUUACCCUACCUUUUCCAGUCCCGUCUCGUUCCGUCUCUUCCCAUUUAUCCCACAGCCCUGCCUCUUUCUUCUGCCCUUCCUUGUCGUUGUAGUCGUCGCUGGUGUCGUUGUCGCUGUUGUUGCCGCUGCUCCCCGCCGUUGUCUACAUCCUGCGAGCCAUUCAUUCAUUCCAAAGACGCUGCUAGAAUUUACAUACGUUUAUCAACAUCAUCGCUCUCUUCGCUCGCUUGUGCUCGAAAAGACUCCGAAUCACACGCGGCCCUUGUUGCAUCGCCUGCAGUUCCCCCGGUCGAAAUUCCCCACGUUUUCCAAUGACCAGCAGCGUUCCUCCGCAUUUCCCUCACUGACGGGCCGAUUAAGAAUUCACGCUACCCAGGAAUCACGACUUCGCAUUGACCCGUACGCACGCCGUCACUUAUUUGCUCGCUUUGCCUAUCGAUACGCGAUUGGAUUGGGAAGGUUGGCUGCCGACGGUGUUUUUACUCGGGACAUACGCACCUCGACUAUAUAUGGUGUGUGCUUGCACUAUCGCCUGAAUCAGCAUUCAUAGAAACAGUCCCUCAACAUGUCGACCGCCGUGAAGAGGGCCUGCGACGCCUGCCAUCGUCGCAAAGUCAAG
Messenger RNA from Xylaria bambusicola, 853 nucleotides. RefSeq lists its product as uncharacterized. The transcript has a single exon. NCBI's taxonomy places the organism in Eukaryota, Fungi, Ascomycota, Sordariomycetes, Xylariales, Xylariaceae. The record is from RefSeq and is a predicted model, not a curated record. The coding region runs from base 107 to 784 and encodes 225 amino acids.